UUUUCAUUUAUUUCCGACCAAUCCAGUUCGUACAAAUAUCCAUUGCUUUUCAACACGUACUAUAAUCAAAUCAAAUAAUAAAAAUUUCGAGUUUUUAUCAGUAAAAUUUAUAACCUGCAUCUCAUUGCCGUCACCGAAUCAGUACUCAUUGUUCCGAUAAACAGAAAAGACGAGCUGAACUGAAAUUAAACGACGCAAUAAGAAAAUUUCGAGUGUUCCCUGCAAUCGUGUUGGAUUAUUAUAUUUUCAUCAGAGUGUCAACAGAAAUUGAUUUUUUGUUAUUUGUUUUUCGGGGUCUGAUCCGUUUCGGUUCGAAUUGGAAAACAUUUUGCUUUUGUUUAAAUUGUGUGCAAAUUUCCGCCAAGUGCCGUUCAAGACAAUCGAGCGAACGUUUUUACAUCACAGUAAUCAUUCAAAUAAUUUUGAUUUAAUUGGUGUGUGGCAAAUUGAAUCCGUAUCACAAUGGAUAACAAUCCAGUCACAAUCAUUGUCAAAGCCCCAAAUCAACAGUUCGAAGAUCAAACAAUACAAUGUGAACUCUCCUGGACAAUAAAACGGCUCAAGGGAUUGCUGUCGGAAGUCUAUCCAUCAAAGCCUAAAACGGAUGAACAAAAACUCAUUUAUUCGGGUCAACUUCUCAACGAUCAAAUCGUUUUGAAAGAUAUUCUCAGACAAUACGAAGGCCAGGACACACAUACAGUCCAUUUAGUUUUGCAAUCAAACAAAGUGUUCGAGACAUCACGAUCCAUCAAAAACAGUGCACAGCCCUUGCAACCAGACAUUAGCACAGAUGGCUUACGGCAACGAAAUACGACACACAGUAACAGCUCCGAAACUGAUGGUUUGUUCAGACCUGCAGCCGAUUGGAGUAACAGUUUUGCCAGUCAGCCGAUAGCCGACAUGAAUCGGCAAUACAAUGAAUGGGUAUCACAGCAGUUGCCUUCGUAUAAUUUGAUGGUCGAACAAAUUUAUCGGCAAUACUACAGUCAAUACAUGAACGCUUUAAAUCAGCCGAAUAAUUUGUACAUGUCACAAAACGGAGGAAUGAACAACCUGCCUCAAAUGCCUUACUAUCCACAAAACUAUUUUCCAACACCAAACCUGUACAAUUCGCCAGUGACGCAACAGCAGCAAAAUAAUCAGGCACAACCACAAGUGCCACAACCGCAGGCCGUUGCCCAGCCUCAAGUUCAACCGCAACAACCGUUACCUGAUCAGCAACCGAAUCCUGCCCAGCAAAGAUUUCCAAACAUUGUGCAAGAGGAGGUGGAGAAUCGCGAUUGGUUGGACCUGUUUUAUGCAUUCAGUCGACUGAUGGUGCUGGUGACACUAAUUUACUUUUACUCAUCACCACUGCGAUGUUUGAUCGUAAUAUUCUUCACGAUUUUAUAUUACGGAUACCAUGUGGGUUACUUCAGACAACUCAAUCGCGAACCAAACAAUAACCAACCAGCCAAUGUAGCGCCGCCAGCUAACAAUAACAACGAGAAUGUUGCUGCACCAGUCGUGGAACAACAACCACAACAGCCUCAGCAACCGGCAGCGGACGCUGUCAAUAACGAAGAGAAUCCAAUCAAUGAGGCUGAACCGUUAGUCAAUGCUGCUGCUGCUGCUGCAUCACCUACUGAUAAUGAUGGUGCAGUGAACGAAGCCAAUCGAACACCAAUGAUUGUCCUAGUUCGAACGUUCAUUAUGUCCUUUUUUGCCUCACUGAUACCCGAAACGCCUGCAUUGUAAUUUCAACUGUGGUCAAUUAAUUCCAAUAAAAAUCUAAAUUUCAAAAUGAACUGAAAACAAGUCAUGAAGAGAAGAAGAUGAGCAGAACGAACAGAAGAAAGAAAAUGAAGAUGUGUUGAAGAGCUGCUGUGGAAGAGAUUCAGUUUACUUAUUUAUUUAGUAGCUAGACGUGAGACCUAUUUUGAUUUUGCACUUUGUACAUCCGAUCUACCUAAAGAAUUCGUUAUUUAAUACAUAUUAUAUUCGGAGGGCAUCGCUUUCUAGAGUUUACUCCUAGUACGUAAGCCAAAUAAAAAAAAAGGAAGAGCAAGACUCAAGUCUGUGUUGUACAUUUUCGAUAACAAUAAAAAUGAGAAUUUAAUUUAUGAUCAC
This is a messenger RNA of Bradysia coprophila, 2109 nucleotides long. It is a transcript of the gene Herp, whose product is annotated as Homocysteine-induced endoplasmic reticulum protein. Lineage: Eukaryota; Metazoa; Arthropoda; Insecta; Diptera; Sciaridae. Gene Ontology annotation, biological process: endoplasmic reticulum unfolded protein response. The record is from RefSeq and is a predicted model, not a curated record. Gene Ontology annotation, molecular function: protein binding.